AUGGACUUCUCCUACGACAACUCCCCGGACCAAACCUGGCACCAAACCCAACUCCUCUCCUCCUCCACCUCCUCUUCCUCCUCCUCCUCCUCCAUGCGCCUGAUCCAGCGCGUGCGGCGUGUUGGGGACGUGUGGAGAGGAGCAGAAUGUGUCCCAGGUACAAAGCGGGGAAAGUGCGCACAAGUCGCACACAGAACCCACAACAGCAGCAGCAUCAGCAGCAGCAGCAGCAGGAACAGCAGGAGCAACAGCAGCAGGAGCGGUCAGGACGCCAGGCUGGUGCAGGCUCGGAGCGCCUGGGAGAGGGGACAGAGUGGAUACAUGGGAGACCUAGAGACGCGCAAGUGUAAAAGAUUUCCGGACCCAAAUGUCAAGAUCCCCCACCUUUCUCUUACUCUGGAAGAGGCGUUGCACCAGGUCGAGGAAGCCAACCCUUUCUGCCGGGCCUCACAGUGCCCCGAUGAAUGCCGUUGUGAUCGCACUUUUGUUUACUGCAACGAGAGGAGCUUGACCUCAGUGCCUGUGGGAAUAGGGGAGGGUUACAAGACUCUCUACCUCCACAACAACCAAAUCGAUGAUGCCAUUUUCCCUCCGGAGCUCCACUACGUGGCCUCGGUUGAGACGGUGUAUCUCUACGGCAACGAGCUGGAAGAGUUCCCUAUGAACCUGCCGAAAAACGUGCGCAUCAUCCACCUGCAGGAGAACAACAUACAGACCAUAUCGAGGGCGGCUUUGGCUCAGCUGCUGUGGCUGGAGGAACUGCAUUUGGAUGAUAACUCCAUAUCCACGGUCGGGGUGGAGGAGGGCGCGUUUCAAGAGGCGGUGAGUUUAAAAAUGCUCUUUCUCACCAAAAACCAUCUGAGCAGCGUGCCUAUCGGCCUCCCGGAAACUCUGAAAGAGCUGCGAUUGGACGAGAACAGGAUUGCAGUGAUUGUAGAGGAAGCGUUUAAGAAUGUCACUCGCCUGGAGCGCCUUCUGUUGGACGGAAAUCUUUUGACGGACGAGGGGAUUGCACCUGGGACGUUUCAGGACCUGGGGAUGCUGAGGGAGUUGUCACUAGCCAGGAAUUCCCUAACAUACCCGCCCCCUUUCUUGCCAGGGGAGGUGCUAGUUAAGCUAAACUUUCAGGAGAAUCAGCUGACAAACAUCCCAGCCCAGGCCUUCGCUGGGUUACGGAGACUAGAGAAGUUGGAUAUUUCGAACAACCAGCUGCAGUCGCUGACACAGGGGGUCUUUGAUGACCUGCUCAGUCUGAGACAGCUGACGGUUCGGAACAACCUUUGGCUGUGUGACUGCGGCAUGCAGUGGGUGGUGGCGUGGCUGAAGUCGCUGCCCGGCUCGCUGAACGUGCGCGGCUUCAUGUGCCACAAACCCGAGGCGUUCCGGGGAAUGGUGAUCAGGGAGCUGAGCCAGGAGCUAGUGCAGUGCCCACAGAGCACAAAGCCCGCGCCCCCUCUCCCCUCCACCACUACUCUGUCCCUCUCCACACAUGCCCCAGUCACUAAGUUCAUCAACCCCUCCUUCAAAAAACCCCUGCCCACAUUUCCCACACUGUACCCCAUAUACACAACCAGAGAGGGGGGGCUGAGGACUAGGAGACCCCAAGACCCACGCAAAGAGGGUCUGCAGGUCACCUUUGCCAUACAAAACGGCUCCGCCAUCCACGUCAGCUGGGUGGCCGCCUUUCCUGUCACUGCCUUCAAGGUGACGUGGGCUCGAAUGGGUCCCAGCCUGACGGGCGAGACAGUGAGGGAGAGGAUUGUGGGAGGGGACCAUAGGGGCAUCAGACUGGCCAAUCUGGAGCUAAAGUCCACCUACAGGAUCUGUGUGAUUCCUCUAGAUGCAUUUAACAACUACCGGCCCAAAGACGACACGGUGUGCACCGAGGCCGUGACCACUGCCGCCUCCUUCCGCCCGGACAACAACAAAAGGCCGUCUGGACCAGAGCAGGCCACGCAGCCCGAGCCCGGCUCUCCUUUCCUGUUAGCCGGCCUCAUCGGAGGAGCUGUGAUCGUGGUCCUGGUGCUGCUGCUCAGCCUCUUCUGCUGGCACAUGCACAACAAGAGUCGCUCUAAGUCCUCCACCGCCUGGAAAUACAACCGUGGGCGCAGGAAAGACGACUACUGUGAGGCGGGCACAAAGAAAGAUAAUUCUAUCCUGGAAAUGACUGAGACCAGCUUCCAGAUAGUCUCACUCAACAAUGAGCAGCUCCUCAAGGGAGAGCUGCGCAUUCAGCCUAUUUACACCCCUAAUGGGGGCAUCGGUUUCAGAGACUGCCCCUUGGGGAACAACAGCACAGUUUACUGCAAGAACAAUGUUCAGGAGGCCGACUAUCCGAGCACAUGA
This is a messenger RNA of Knipowitschia caucasica, 2346 nucleotides long. The record is from the annotation of a GenBank genome assembly. Lineage: Eukaryota; Metazoa; Chordata; Actinopteri; Gobiiformes; Gobiidae.